GAAUUGGGACCCAUAGAACUAAGGGCUUGGACAACUAACAGUAAAAUUCUAGGACUGCCUUUUACUCAGCCCCAGAAACCGAUGAUAACUCAUCUUCUAGCUUCGUUGAAUAGCAUCUCCAAAACUCAGCCCCAUUUUUUUUUUCAAUUUCUAGUGCUCUCCCUACCUUCACCCUUAUUCCCAAAACUCUUGGUUCUCUUCCCCUAAUCCCUCUAAAAUUUCUCUUCUAAAAUUUCUGGUCGUCGUGGUUAAACCUCUACUUCCCUUCACCCCAGCCUCUCUGGCCUCAGAAUGGAAGAGUAAGGUCCUAAGAGGGGAGCUACAAUUACCGAAAGGCUGUGGAAAAUAGCGAGAGAGACAGGCCGGCCUAAGCUAGGAAGGGAAAACCGAGAGAACAGAGGCCGGGCUGGCAGCCUUGUCCUGCUCAAAAGGGUGGGCGGGCAGGGGGUGGAGCCCGGAGGGGUGCCGCCUCUCCUCUUUCCCGGAGCCUGGGCGGAGAGGCAGGAAAACUUCUUCCUGGCCUGGGCUCCGUGCCGCUCUGUUUGCCAACCGUCCAGUCCCGCCUACCAGUGCCGGGCGCUCCCCUCCCCUCCCCCGGCUCCCCCGGUGUCCGCCAUGGCCAAAGCCUACGACCACCUCUUCAAGUUGCUGCUGAUCGGGGACUCGGGGGUGGGCAAGACUUGUCUGAUCAUUCGCUUUGCAGAGGACAACUUCAACAACACUUACAUCUCCACCAUCGGAAUUGAUUUCAAGAUCCGCACUGUGGAUAUAGAGGGGAAGAAGAUCAAACUACAAGUCUGGGACACAGCUGGCCAAGAGCGGUUCAAGACAAUAACUACUGCCUACUACCGUGGAGCCAUGGGCAUUAUCCUAGUAUACGACAUCACGGAUGAGAAAUCUUUCGAGAAUAUUCAGAACUGGAUGAAAAGCAUCAAGGAGAAUGCCUCGGCUGGGGUGGAGCGCCUCUUGCUGGGGAACAAAUGUGACAUGGAGGCCAAGAGGAAGGUGCAGAAGGAGCAGGCCGAUAAGUUGGCUCGAGAGCACGGAAUCCGAUUUUUCGAAACUAGUGCUAAAUCCAGUAUGAAUGUGGAUGAGGCUUUUAGUUCCCUGGCCCGGGACAUCUUGCUCAAGUCAGGAGGCCGGAGAUCAGGAAACGGCAACAAGCCUCCCAGUACUGACCUGAAAACUUGUGACAAGAAGAACACCAACAAAUGCUCCCUGGGCUGAGGACCCUUUCUUGCCUCCCCACCCCGGAAGCUGAACCUGAGGGAGACAAUGGCAGAGGGAGUGAGCAGGGGAGAAAUAGCAGAGGGGCUUGGAGGGACACAUAGGUAGAUGGUAAAGAGAAUGAGGAGAAAAAGGAGAAAAGGGAAAAGCAGAAAGGAAAAGAAGGAAGAGAGAGGAAGGGAGAAGGGAGAGGAAUGAAUUGAGGAAGUGAAAGAAGGCAAGGAGGUAGGAAGAGAGGGAGGAGGAAAGGAAGGAGAGAUGCCUCAGGCUUCAGACCUUACCUGGGUUUUCAGGGCAAACAUAAAUGUAAAUACACUGAUUUAUUCUGUUACUAGAUCAGGUUUUAGGGUCCUGCAAAGGGCUAGCUCGGCACUACACUAGGGAAUUUGCUCCUGUUCUGUCACUUGUCAUGGUCUUUCUUGGUAUUAAAGGCCACCAUUUGCACAAA
Molecule: messenger RNA, 1675 nt
Organism: Gorilla gorilla gorilla (western lowland gorilla)
Lineage: Eukaryota; Metazoa; Chordata; Mammalia; Primates; Hominidae
Gene: RAB13
Product: RAB13, member RAS oncogene family
Exons: 8
Coding region: 616-1227 (203 amino acids)
Molecular function (GO): GTPase activity; GTP binding
Source: RefSeq, a predicted model, not a curated record